AUGUACAUUUUAACAUUACUUGAAAUCAUUCUAGUUACCGUCUAUUGUGCCAAAUUAAUUAACAAUAUUUGCUGCAAAGAUGUAGGUUAUACUGUAAAAGUAACAUGUUUAAUCUCAUGGUUGACAAAUUUCAUUUUGCUGAUUUUGCUACCAUUGGAUAUUUACAUAACAUUUAGAGAUCAAGAGCAAUUUAGUAAUCAAGAUGGUUAGGAAAUGCACUCAAGAGAAUAUGAAGCAAUAGCAAAUCUAUAUCAAUUGUUGUAUUGGGCAAAUUUCAUACUUUGCUGGACAAUCAUUCCAAUCAUGUAGGAAUACGAAGAAGCAAUAGAUCUUAAUAAAGCUUAGAAGAUUGUAAGGUCAUUGAUCAAUAACGGCAAAUUUUAUCUCAUCAUUGGAAUAGCCGGUAUUGCUUUUGUUGUAAUACUUGUUAUGACAGGCUAAGCAUCAGAUUAUGGGUUAGCCAAGCUACUUAAAAGUAUGGCUAACUCCUUUGGUGUUGCUCUAAUUAUAGUUUUGUUGGGAUAUUCUCUCAUUGCGGUUCCAAGAGCACAUAUGAGAACUUCUACUCUCGAUGUUCAAUUGAAAUAUUUGUAUUUUAAAACAGCUAAAAUUACAGAGGAAAAGGAUGAUGCCCAGCAUUAUUUGCAAGAAAAAGCUAAGCGUGUAGUAGGCAUUAGAAAUCAGGAGAAAUUUCAAUUAUAAUCAUCAAAGAUAUAUUUAUAGAUGAGUAUUGAUGCAAUUCCUAAAACCAUGUUCAAUGAGUUGAAGGAGGAGGAUGCCAAAUCUAAGGCACCUGGAAUUUCUUAUCUAUAAAGAAUGUUCUUUAAAGAACAACCAGAAGCAACAGAUGAGGAAGUAGUUGAAAUCUACAGAGAUAUUAGAACAAAGUCCAGAACAUUUAGAAGAUUGAAAGCAGCAUGGAAGGAGAAUUGUAAGAAGGCUUAUGCUUUGGAAAACGUGAUCAAUUCAAUUGAAAGUCCAGAUAAAAAAAUUCAUUACGAAGUGAAAACUAAUAGAAGAGAAGGAUCUUGUUCUCAAACUCUAGAUACCUUGGAAUGGUAUUGGUUAUGCCAUUAUAAGCCCCAAUUCAAAAUAUUUUUCUCUUUGGCUUUGAGCAUCUUGUCGUUGUUAGUAAUAGUCUCAGAAACCACAUUGUUUUUGAACACUCCUUUUUCAAUUUUUGGUAUGCCCAUAUCCUUGUAAUCUGGGGUGAUUACCUUACAGAUAUUUUGUUUUGUUCCUUUAUUUUAUAUUGCAUUUUGUGUUUAUUAUGGAAUGUUUAGAAUCAAGAUAGCAGGAUGUUAUGGAUUAUAUGAUGAUCAUCAAACGGAUGCUCCAAGUUUGCUGUUUGCAACAAUAAACUUUAGUAGAGUGGCAGCUCCAUUAUGUUAAAAUUUUCUGAAUAUGUUGAGAAUCAAAUAAAGAAUGAACUGUGAACCUGCCUUCAAAUUUGCCAUGGGAGAGAUGGAAUUUGUGCCAAUUUUCGGAGUUAAUGUCAUUUAAUUAAUGCCUGCCAUACUUCUCUUUUUGUGUUUCAUUAAUUACUUUGAUUUGUAUGAUAGAUUUAUGAAUUUUCUGGGGUUAAAGGAAUUUAUGUUUACUGAGACAUUCUCUGAUCGUCUUAUUUAUAGAGGCAGAGAUGCUUUGAAAGACAAGAAGGCUUAUUUUAUUGAGAAAAAGUCAAAAAAGUCAAGAAAGCAAAAGGAGAAACAAAAACAAGGGGACACUGAAUUACCUAUUAUUCAAAAAUGA
Paramecium tetraurelia is the source of this 1752-nucleotide messenger RNA. RefSeq lists its product as uncharacterized. Gene Ontology annotation, cellular component: membrane. The record is from RefSeq and is a predicted model, not a curated record. NCBI's taxonomy places the organism in Eukaryota, Ciliophora, Oligohymenophorea, Peniculida, Parameciidae. The transcript has 4 exons.